AUGGAGCCUGCAGCAGAACACCAAGGCAUCAAGGCACCAAGGCAGAAGCGCACGUUUCGUCUUUUGAUCUGCCGCGCACGACCGCCUGCCGCGGGCUGGCGGCACGGGCAAGACCCAAUCGACGGCGGCAUCACCUCGUCUCGUCUCCACCGGUGCGAAUCAGUCCACGAUUGUCCCCGGAGCGAAUUCGCCGAUUUCCGGCAGAGGGACCUUCGCAAAGCACCUCUACGCAGAUUGGGGUUUUUAUAUCGGGAGACGAUCCUGAUGGACCUAGGGUAUCGGAACUUGCUGGCACCGAAUGGGCCACCUCUGUUUCCCAGCGACUUUCGGUCCCCUCCAAUGCCGCGGCCAACCCCGGGCGAGCUUCUGCGCAGUCCAGACUCAGGCGAGAUGGAGAAGACCCCGCCGGUCACGGGCAAGCGCCGAGGUGGCAGCCGGAAGGCCUGCAAUGAAUGCAAGCAGCAGAAGCUGCGCUGUGAUAUCGUGCAGACCCCAGCCGCGGCUUGCUCGCGAUGCCAGCGGCUGGGUAUCGACUGUAAAGUCGAGCAGUCAUUUAAGCGCAUCUCUAAACGACGCCGCAACGCGGAGAUGGAAAAGGAGAUCGCUGAUCUCCGACGCCGUUUGGCGACCAAUCCAGAUCACGAAGUACCUGUAGAUCCCCAUGCUGGUGAUGACGUCUCCCAGUGCUCAGAGGAGGCCUUUGGCCGCCGUGAGUCUGCAUCGGUCGAACAAACUAGGCCUGUCUCCGUGCCCGCGGACCCACACACGUCGAUUGCAACCCCGUUGACGAUGAAGAGAGACGGGUCCAUCCUAUCGCAGGAUGAAAAUACUCCGUGGCGACUGGAAGAUAUCGCUCUCUCCCGUGCGCGGGUUGCCCGACUCUAUGAACAAUACUUUAAUUAUUACCACCCAUUUUUGCCACUUCUGAACCCUCCAAAGCCACCCGAGGUAUAUCUCAAUCGUUGCCCUCUGUUGGCAUGGACUAUUCUUUGCGUGGCUAGCCGAAGAUCCCCAACCGAACCAGGUCUCUUGAGUGCGUUAUCAGGUCCUUUUAGUCGACUCCUCUGGUCGACCAUCACCAGCGUACCGCAAGAUUACCGUGUGGUCAAGGCACUAUGCGUCCUCUGCACGUGGCCCCUUCCGACCACGAGUCAACGGACCGAUGCGACAUUUAUGCUCAGUGGACUCAUGAUGCAGAUUGCCAUGCAGCUAGGCUUGCAUCGCCCAGUACAAGCUGAGGAGUUCACGACAUUCAGAAUGGAAGUACAGGGCGAAGCUCUAAAGGACCGGCUCCAUACAUGGGUGAUUUGCAACAUCGUUGCCCAAAAUGUUGCCACUGGUUAUGGCCAGCCCCCUUGCACAAUUUAUGAUUGGGCUCUCGAGCCCGCAUCUCUCAAGGAUGCCGAUUAUCGUCUACCCGAUGAUCUUACUAUUCGACUUCGCAUCGAGAAGUACUGUGAUCGGGUCACUAAAGCUCUUUAUAGCAGCAAGCCUGAGCCGGGGGAAUUCAUGAGCGCGGAGAAGCUUGUCAUUGUGCAGAUCCUCGAGAGCGAACUAAGAGAGAUGGAAGUUGAUUUUGGCCGCGACAUAUCUGCCAUAAACAUGAUUCAUCUGCGCGCCGCGGAGCUCCAUUUCCGAUACUUUGUGUUUCUAGGCUCUAGUCCUCGCAGUGACGAUCUAACCAAACUCUUUAUUGCAACGACUUCAUUUCUCGGCAGAGUGCUGGAUUUAGAAACUUCACCGGGCGAGUUGAUCGGUCAUUCUACCAAUUAUAUUUUGCAAAUGAUUGUGUCAGCCGCAUUUGCACUCAUGAAGCUUCUCAAAAGCAGCUUCAGUCGGCACAUUGAUUUCAACCAUGGUAAGCUUUUGUUCAAUGGAGCAAUUUCUGCAAUCCGCAGGAUCAGUGUCAUGGAUCACGACCGUCCUAUUCGCCUUGCGGAUAUCCUGGCUCAGAUGUGGAAUGCAACUGGACCGGAAUCCGCAGACGAAAAUGGACUUCAGCUUAAGGUUCGUUGCCGAAUGAGCAUGAGCCAUGUCUACGAUACCGUGUGGCGCUGGCGCCAGCGGUUCCGCCCCAUGAAAAGUUUCGAAGAAAUGCAAGCGGCGGCUGCAUUCGCCAAUCAGGAUAUAACCUCUGCGGCGGGCCCCUUGACACGACAGCAAGAUCAGGCCCUCGAGGAUCCAUCUCUGAUGCUUCCAACUCAGUUCGAUGAGAGCGGUGCAUUCUUUAGCGAAGCUGGAUUUUCUGAGGUCUUUGAUAGUCUCAAUUGGGUGUUUGAGGGUAUCCCGGACUCUUUUGUCGCACCACCUAUACUGUAG
Molecule: messenger RNA, 2319 nt
Organism: Penicillium argentinense
Lineage: Eukaryota; Fungi; Ascomycota; Eurotiomycetes; Eurotiales; Aspergillaceae
Product: transcription factor domain-containing protein
Exons: 8
Coding region: 1-2319 (772 amino acids)
Biological process (GO): regulation of DNA-templated transcription; DNA-templated transcription
Cellular component (GO): nucleus
Molecular function (GO): DNA-binding transcription factor activity, RNA polymerase II-specific; zinc ion binding; transcription cis-regulatory region binding
Source: RefSeq, a predicted model, not a curated record